AUGGCGAGGCAGCCUCUGUGUUGGGGUCUCCGGGGACCGUUGACCCCGGUACUCCUGCUCAUUCUCUUCCUCUCUUUGUUCCCCUGCAGCCGGGAGGAGCUGGGGGGCGGCGGGGAAGAGGCCUGGGACCCAGGGGUAGCUGCCACAGAGCCAAGAGCUCAGAUAGGCGGUGGAGCCUUAGCUCUUUGUCCCGAGUCGCCUGGGGCCUGGGAGGAUGGAGAGUCUGGCCUAGGAGUCAGGGAGCCUGUCUUCAUGCGGCUCCGAGGGGGUAGGCAAAGCGCCCGGAGCGGUCGAGGGUCUCCCGAACAGACAAACCCGGAGCUGGCAGUUCAGGCAUUGGACAGUCGCGAGCAAGAGACAGGACAGGGACCAGGGUGUCUGUUAUGUUGGCACCCGGAGAUCUCCUCUUGCGGGCGGACAGGGCCUUUGCGAAGAGGUAGUCUGUCUCCAGAAGCUCUGUCCCCAGGGGAUCCCGGUGUGGGGAGCAGCUCUCCCCACCCUUUGGACCUUCUGGUUCAGUCUGGUGCCCCCAAGCCAAUGUCCUUCCAGCGUAAUGUUAGGAGAGGCAUCCGCAAAAGAGUGGAAACCGUGAGCUGCUGCGGGGAACUGUGGGCGUCGGGACGCAAGGGUCAAGGCGAGAGAGCCACGACAUCCGGAACGGAGAGGAGGAAACCCCUGCGGCGGGACUGUCUUCCCGGGGCUAUGGGAGCUGUCUUCGGGUUGGAUUCAGCACCACGUGCGGCGAGGACAGCUCCUACGUCGGGUUCAGCACCCCGCAAGUCCCGGACAGCUCCAGUGUCUGCACCUCAGCGCAUGCGCUCCCGAGGUCUCUUCCGUCGCCGCUUCCUCCCUCAGCGCCCCGGGCCUCGUCCCCCCGGGUCCCUCACCUAUCCCGAAGCAAGACAGGCACGUCCCCGCCGCGCUGCAAACCGUCACCCGCAGUUUCCACAGUACAACUACCAGACGCUGGUACCCGAGAACGAAGCGGCGGGCACAUCGGUGCUGCGCGUGGUGGCGCAGGACCCGGACCCGGGAGAGGCAGGGCGCCUGGUCUACUCGCUGGCUGCGCUCAUGAACAGCCGCUCGCUGGAGCUUUUCAGCAUCGAUCCGCACAGCGGCCUGAUCCGCACGGCCGCCGCCCUGGACCGCGAGAGUAUGGAGCGCCACUACCUGCGGGUGACCGCGCAGGACCACGGCUCGCCGCGCCUCUCGGCCACCACCAUGGUAGCCGUGACCGUAGCCGACCGCAACGACCACUCGCCUGUGUUUGAACAGGCACAGUACCGGGAAACACUUCGGGAGAACGUGGAAGAGGGUUACCCCAUCCUGCAGUUGCGUGCCACGGAUGGCGAUGCGCCACCUAACGCCAACCUACGCUACCGUUUCGUGGGGUCGCCGGCUGCGCGCACCCCCGGCGCUGCCUUCGAGAUCGACCCACGUUCUGGACUCAUCAGCACCAGCGGCCGAGUGGACCGCGAGCACAUGGAAAGCUACGAGCUGGUAGUGGAGGCCAGUGACCAGGGUCAGGAGCCUGGGCCACGUUCGGCUACUGUGCGAGUACACAUAACUGUGCUGGAUGAGAACGAUAACGCGCCCCAGUUCAGCGAGAAGCGCUACGUGGCGCAGGUGCGCGAGGAUGUACGCCCCCACACGGUCGUGCUACGCGUCACAGCCACCGACCAGGACAAGGAUGCCAACGGUUUGGUACACUACAACAUCAUCAGUGGCAACAGCCGAGGCCACUUUGCCAUCGACAGCCUCACAGGUGAGAUCCAGGUAGUGGCACCUCUAGACUUUGAGGCAGAGAGAGAGUAUGCUUUGCGCAUCAGGGCCCAAGACGCCGGCCGGCCGCCCUUAUCCAACAACACGGGCCUGGCAAGCAUCCAGGUGGUAGACAUCAAUGACCACACUCCUAUCUUUGUUAGCACGCCCUUUCAGGUCUCUGUUCUGGAAAAUGCACCCCUGGGCCACUCGGUCAUUCACAUUCAGGCGGUGGACGCAGACCACGGGGAGAAUGCCAGACUGGAGUAUUCCCUAACCGGUGUAGCACCUGACACACCAUUUGUGAUAAACAGCGCCACUGGCUGGGUCUCUGUGAGUGGUCCCCUGGACCGUGAGUCUGUUGAACAUUACUUCUUUGGUGUGGAGGCCCGUGACCAUGGCUCACCUCCACUUUCUGCCUCAGCCAGUGUCACUGUAACCGUGUUGGAUGUUAAUGACAAUCGGCCCGAGUUCACUAUGAAAGAGUACCACCUUCGGCUGAACGAGGAUGCAGCUGUAGGCACCAGUGUGGUCAGUGUGACUGCAGUAGACCGCGAUGCCAACAGCGCCAUCAGCUACCAAAUCACAGGUGGCAACACCCGCAAUCGCUUUGCCAUCAGCACCCAAGGGGGUGUGGGUCUGGUGACCCUGGCUCUGCCCUUGGAUUACAAGCAGGAACGCUACUUCAAGCUGGUGCUUACUGCAUCUGACCGUGCCCUGCACGAUCACUGCUAUGUGCAUAUCAACAUCACGGAUGCCAAUACGCACAGGCCUGUCUUUCAAAGUGCUCAUUACUCGGUGAGCAUGAAUGAGGACCGGCCUGUAGGCAGCACUGUGGUGGUCAUCAGUGCCUCUGAUGAUGAUGUGGGUGAAAACGCUCGCAUUACCUACCUUCUGGAAGACAACCUGCCUCAGUUCCGUAUUGAUGCAGACUCGGGGGCCAUUACGCUACAGGCCCCACUGGACUAUGAGGAUCAAGUGACCUAUACUCUGGCCAUUACUGCUCGGGACAACGGUAUCCCACAGAAAGCAGACACCACUUAUGUGGAGGUAAUGGUCAAUGAUGUAAAUGACAAUGCCCCGCAGUUUGUGGCCUCCCACUACACAGGUUUGGUCUCUGAGGAUGCUCCGCCUUUCACCAGUGUCCUUCAGAUCUCGGCCACUGACCGAGAUGCGCAUGCCAAUGGCCGGGUCCAAUAUACGUUCCAGAAUGGGGAGGAUGGGGAUGGAGAUUUUACCAUUGAGCCUACCUCUGGCAUCGUCCGGACUGUGAGAAGGCUAGACCGGGAGGCAGUGCCUGUGUAUGAGUUGACUGCCUAUGCAGUGGACCGUGGUGUGCCUCCACUGCGGACUCCAGUCAGCAUCCAGGUGACGGUGCAAGAUGUGAACGACAACGCACCUGUCUUCCCAGCUGAGGAGUUUGAAGUGCGGGUGAAGGAGAACAGCAUUGUGGGGUCAGUGGUGGCCCAGAUCACUGCUGUAGACCCUGAUGAAGGCCCUAACGCCCACAUAAUGUACCAGAUUGUGGAAGGGAACAUCCCCGAGCUGUUCCAAAUGGACAUCUUCUCUGGAGAGCUGACGGCACUCAUUGAUCUAGAUUACGAGGCACGCCAGGAAUACGUGAUUGUGGUGCAGGCCACAUCUGCUCCUCUUGUCAGCCGAGCCACCGUACAUGUCCGCCUGGUUGACCAGAAUGACAACAGUCCUGUGCUCAACAACUUCCAGAUCCUCUUCAACAACUAUGUAUCCAACCGCUCAGAUACCUUCCCCUCAGGCAUCAUUGGACGCAUCCCAGCUUAUGACCCUGAUGUCUCCGAUCACCUCUUCUACUCCUUUGAGCGUGGCAAUGAGCUGCAGCUACUGGUGGUCAACCACACCAGUGGAGAGCUGCGACUCAGCCGCAAGCUGGACAACAACCGCCCGCUGGUGGCCUCCAUGUUGGUGACUGUCACAGAUGGCCUGCACAGUGUGACAGCCCAGUGCGUUCUGCGCGUGGUCAUCAUCACCGAGGAGCUGCUGGCCAACAGCUUGACCGUGCGCCUGGAGAACAUGUGGCAGGAACGCUUCCUGUCUCCCCUUCUGGGCCAUUUCCUUGAAGGCGUGGCUGCGGUGCUGGCUACGCCUACCGAAGACGUGUUCAUCUUCAACAUCCAGAACGACACGGACGUCGGGGGCACGGUGCUCAACGUGAGUUUCUCGGCCCUGGCCCCUCGCGGGGCCGGAGCGGGCGCUACGGGGCCCUGGUUCAGCUCGGAGGAGCUGCAGGAGCAACUGUACGUGCGCCGCGCCGCGCUGGCGGCCCGCUCGCUGCUCGACGUGCUGCCCUUCGACGACAACGUGUGCCUGCGCGAGCCCUGCGAGAACUACAUGAAGUGCGUGUCGGUGCUCCGUUUCGACUCCUCGGCGCCUUUCCUGGCUUCCGCCUCCACGCUCUUCCGCCCCAUCCAACCCAUCGCCGGCCUGCGCUGCCGCUGCCCGGCCGGUUUCACGGGCGACUUCUGCGAAACGGAGCUCGACCUCUGCUACUCGAACCCAUGUCGGAACGGCGGCGCCUGCGCGCGGCGCGAGGGCGGCUACACAUGCGUGUGCCGCCCGCGCUUCACCGGGGAAGACUGCGAGCUGGAUACCGAGGCGGGCCGCUGCGUUCCGGGAGUCUGUCGCAACGGAGGCACCUGCACCGACGCGCCCAAUGGCGGCUUCCGCUGUCAGUGCCCGGCGGGCGGCGCUUUCGAGGGCCCGCGCUGUGAGGUGGCGGCACGCUCCUUCCCUCCCAGUUCGUUCGUCAUGUUCCGCGGCCUGAGGCAGCGCUUUCACCUCACGCUGUCCCUCUCGUUUGCGACGGUGCAGCCCAGUGGGCUACUCUUCUACAAUGGGCGCCUGAAUGAGAAGCAUGACUUUCUAGCUCUGGAACUUGUGGCUGGCCAAGUGCGACUCACAUAUUCCACGGGUGAAUCCAGUACAGUGGUCAGCCCCACAGUUCCAGGGGGGCUCAGUGAUGGGCAGUGGCAUACAGUGCACCUUAGAUACUACAACAAGCCCCGGACAGAUGCCCUAGGGGGUGCUCAGGGCCCCUCGAAGGACAAGGUGGCUGUGUUGAGUGUGGAUGACUGCAAUGUGGCUGUGGCUCUGCAGUUUGGUGCCGAGAUUGGCAACUACUCAUGUGCAGCUGCUGGUGUGCAAACAAGCUCCAAGAAGUCCCUGGACCUGACAGGCCCUCUGCUCUUGGGGGGUGUCCCCAACCUUCCCGAGAACUUCCCUGUAUCCCACAAGGACUUCAUUGGCUGUAUGCGAGACCUGCACAUUGAUGGCCGCCGAAUGGACAUGGCGGCCUUUGUUGCAAACAAUGGCACCGUGGCAGGCUGCCAGGCCAAGUUGCGCUUUUGUGACUCAGGCCCUUGCAAGAACAAUGGUUUCUGCUCAGAGCGCUGGGAUGGCUUCAGCUGUGACUGUCCUGUGGGCUUUGGCGGCAAAGACUGUCGGCUCACAAUGGCCCAUCCCUACCAUUUCCAUGGCAAUGGCACACUGAGUUGGGACUUUGGAAGUGACAUGGCUGUGUCUGUCCCAUGGUACCUGGGGCUAGCAUUUCGGACACGGGCAACACGGGGAGUCUUGAUGCAAGUACAGGUUGGGCCACACAGCACACUCCUCUGUCAGCUAGAUCGGGGGUUUCUGUCUGUGACACUAACCAGGGGCUCAGGCCGUGCUGCCCACCUCCUGUUGGACCAGGUGACUGUCAGUGAUGGCCGAUGGCAUGAUUUGCGGCUGGAGUUGCAGGAGGAGCCGGGUGGCCGAAGGGGCCAUCAUGUUUUCAUGGUCUCACUGGACUUCAGCCUCUUCCAGGACACCAUGGCAGUGGGGAAUGAGCUGCAGGGCCUGAAGGUAAAGCAACUCCACGUGGGCGGCCUGCCCCCCAGCAGUAAGGAGGAGUCUCCUCAGGGUCUGGUCGGCUGCAUCCAGGGGGUGUGGCUUGGCUCUACACCCUUUGGGUCCCCAGCUCUUCUACCCCCCAGUCACCGAGUAAAUGUGGAGCCUGGCUGUGUCGUCACCAACACCUGUGCGUCUGGGCCCUGUCCAGCUCAUGCUGACUGCCAUGACCUCUGGCAGACCUUUUCCUGCACCUGUCGGCCAGGUUACUACGGCCCAGGGUGUGUGGAUGUCUGCCUCUUGAACCCCUGUCAGAACCAGGGGUCCUGCCGACACCUCUCGGGAGUCCCCCAUGGCUAUACUUGCGAGUGUGCAGAUGGUUAUUUUGGUCAGCACUGUGAGCACAGGAUGGACCAGCAGUGCCCUCGGGGUUGGUGGGGAAGCCCAACGUGUGGCCCAUGCAACUGUGAUGUUCACAAGGGCUUUGACCCCAACUGCAACAAGACGAACGGGCAUUGUCACUGCAAGGAGUUCCACUACCGACCACGGGGCAGUGACUCAUGCCUCCCAUGUGACUGCUACCCUGUGGGCUCCACCUCGCGCUCCUGUGCACCCCACAGCGGGCAGUGCCCCUGCCGGCCAGGAGCCCUCGGCCGCCAGUGCAACAGCUGUGACAGCCCCUUUGCAGAGGUGACAGCCAGUGGCUGCCGGGUGCUCUAUGAUGCCUGCCCCAAGUCCCUGAGAUCUGGUGUAUGGUGGCCCCAGACCAAGUUUGGUGUCUUGGCCACAGUGCCCUGUCCCCGGGGGGCCUUGGGAUUGCGGGGUGCAGGUGCUGCCAUGCGGCUGUGUGAUGAGGACCAGGGUUGGCUGGAGCCUGACCUCUUCAACUGUACCUCCCCUGCCUUCCGGGAGCUCAGUGUACUGCUUGAUGGUCUGGAGCUCAACAAAACAGCACUGGAUACUGUGGAGGCCAAGAAGCUGGCUCAGAGGCUUCGGGAGGUGACUGACCAGACCAGCCAUUACUUUAGCCAAGAUGUCCGAGUCACUGCCCGUCUGCUGGCCUAUUUGCUGGCCUUUGAGAGCCAUCAACAGGGCUUUGGGCUGACAGCUACACAAGAUGCCCACUUCAAUGAGAAUUUGCUGUGGGCUGGCUCUGCAUUGCUUGCUCCAGAGACCGGGGACUUAUGGGCAGCCCUGGGGCAGAGGGCCCCUGAGGGCUCCCCAGGCAGCGCAGGGUUGGUGCGACAUCUGGAAGAGUAUGCAGCCACACUCGCAAGGAAUAUGGAACUCACGUACCUGAAUCCGGUGGGACUGGUGACGCCUAAUAUCAUGCUCAGCAUUGACCGCAUGGAACACCCCAGUUCGGCCCGUGGGGCUCAUCGUUACCCUCGCUACCACAGCAACCUCUUUCGAGGCCAGGAUGCAUGGGAUCCUCAUACUCACGUGCUCCUGCCUUCCCAGUCCCCACAGCCGUCCCCAACUGGAGUUCUACCCACAAGCAGCGGCCCAGAAAACUCCACGGCCUCAAGUGUGGUACCCCCACCAGCCCCGCCCGAGCCUGAGCCCGAGCCUGGGAUCUCCAUCGUCAUUCUCCUUGUGUACCGCACCUUGGGGGGGCUGCUUCCCGCCCAAUUCCAGGCUGAGCGCCGGGGUGCCAGGCUUCCCCAGAACCCCGUUAUGAACUCCCCAGUGGUCAGCGUGGCUGUGUUCCAUGGACGCAACUUCCUGAGGGGUGUCCUGGAGUCUCCGAUCAGCCUUGAGUUCCGCCUCCUACAGACAGCCAAUCGGAGCAAGGCGAUCUGCGUGCAGUGGGACCCACCUGGCCCGUCAGACCAGCAUGGUAUGUGGACAGCACGGGACUGCGAGCUGGUGCACAGGAAUGGGUCCCACGCAAGGUGUCGCUGCAGCCGGACAGGCACCUUCGGGGUCCUUAUGGAUGCCUCCCCCCGUGAGCGCCUAGAGGGUGACCUGGAGCUGCUGGCCGUCUUCACGCACGUGGUCGUCUCGGUGUCUGUGGCUGCGCUGGCGCUGACGGCGGCUGUCCUGCUGAGCCUGCGUAGCCUCAAGUCCAACGUGCGUGGGAUCCAUGCCAACGUGGCGUCUGCCCUGGGGGUUUCAGAGCUCCUCUUCCUCCUGGGGAUCCACAGGACCCACAACCAGCUGAUAUGUGCCGUGGUCGCCAUCCUCCUGCACUACUUCUUCCUCAGCACCUUCGCGUGGCUCCUCGUGCAGGGCCUGCACCUCUACCGCAUGCAGGUCGAGCCUCGCAAUGUGGACCGCGGGGCCAUGCGUUUCUACCACGCCCUGGGCUGGGGCGUUCCCGCAGUGCUGCUGGGCCUUGCUGUUGGCCUACAUCCUGAGGGUUAUGGGAACCCCGACUUCUGCUGGAUCUCCAUCCAUGAACCACUCAUCUGGAGUUUCGCUGGCCCUGUUGUUCUUGUCAUAGUGAUGAACGGGACUAUGUUUCUCCUCGCUGCCCGCACAUCCUGCUCCGCAGGGCAGAGGGAGGCCAAGAAGACCUCUAUGCUCAGGACCCUUCGCAGCUCCUUUCUGCUCCUCCUGCUGGUCAGUGCCUCCUGGCUCUUUGGCCUCCUGGCAGUCAACCACAGCAUCCUGGCCUUCCACUACCUCCAUGCUGGACUCUGUGGCCUCCAGGGCCUAGCAGUGCUGCUACUCUUCUGUGUCCUGAAUGCAGAUGCCCGGGCUGCCUGGACACCAGCCUGUCUGGCCAGGAAGGCAGCACCUGAGGAAACAAGGCCAGCGCCAGGGCCAGGGUCUGGGGCUUACAACAACACAGCCCUCUUCGAAGAGAGUGGCCUCAUCCGCAUCACUCUUGGUGCCUCUACCGUCUCCUCAGUGAGCAGUGCCCGUUCUGGCCGGACCCAGGACCAGGACAGCCAGCGGGGCCACGGCUACCUCAGGGACAAUGUCCUGGUUCGACAUGGCUCGGCUGCUGACCACGCUGACCACAGCCUCCAGGCUCACGCUGGCCCCACUGACCUGGAUGUGGCUAUGUUCCAUCGAGAUGCUGGCGCGGACUCUGACUCUGACAGUGACCUGUCCUUAGAGGAGGAGAGGAGUCUGUCCAUCCCGUCUUCAGAAAGCGAGGACAACGGCCGGACACGAGGGCGUUUCCAACGUCCACUCCAGCGGGCAGCCCAGAGUGAGAGGCUCCUCACCCAUCCCAAAGAUGUGGAUGGCAAUGACCUCCUGUCCUACUGGCCAGCCCCGGGGGAGUGCGAGGCUACAUCCUGUGCUCUGCAGACGUGGGGCUCUGAGAGACGCCUAGGGCUGGACACCAGCAAAGAUGCGGCCAACAACAACCAGCCAGAUAUGGCCCUGACCAGUGGGGAUGAGACCUCCUUAGGCCGGGCCCAGCGCCAGAGGAAAGGCAUCCUGAAGAACCGGUUGCAGUACCCACUGGUGCCACAAGCCCGGGGCGCUCCUGAGCUGUCCUGGUGCCGCGCAGCCACCCUGGGCCACCGCGCAGUGCCUGCUGCUUCCUACGGCCGCAUCUAUGCUGGCGGCGGCACGGGCAGUCUCUCCCAGCCAGCCAGCCGCUACUCUUCGCGAGAACAGCUGGACCUGCUGCUACGGAGGCAGCUGAGCCGGGAGCGACUAGAGGAGGCCCCGGCCUCUGCUCUACGACCCCUGAGCCGGCCGGGUUCCCAGGAACGCCUGGAUGCUAUGCCGGGCCGCCUGGAGCCUCGAGAUCGGGGUAGCACCCUGCCACGGAGACAGCCACCCCGGGACUACCCAGGCGCCAUAGCUGGCCGCUUCGGGUCACGGGAUGCGCUGGACUUAGGGGCACCCCGAGAAUGGCUGAGCACACUGCCCCCGCCCCGCCGCACCCGGGACCUUGACCCACAUCAUCACCCGCCUCUGGCCCUGUCUCCGCAGCGGCAACUCUCAAGGGACCCCCUCUUGCCAGCGCGGCCCCUGGACUCUCUGUCUAGGAGCUCGAACUCUCGGGAGCAGCUGGACCAGGUGCCUAGCAGGCACCCUUCACGAGAGGCUCUUGGACCAGCCCCGCAACUGCUCAGAGCCAGGGAGGACCCAGCCAGUGGCCCCAGCCACGGCCCCUCCACUGAGCAGCUGGGCAUCCUCUCUUCCAUCCUCGCCUCUUUCAACUCCUCAGCUCUCUCUUCUGUGCAGUCCUCAAGCACGCCCUCGGGCCCCCACACCACUGCCACGCCUUCUGCCACAGCCUCUGCACUGGGUCCCUCCACUCCUCACUCGGCAACAUCCCACAGCAUCUCGGAGCUGUCGCCUGACUCAGAAGUCCCCAGAAGUGAGGGCCACUCGUGAGGGGCUGGCAGGCGGAUAAGGAACAGCCAAGGGCAUCCGAGGAUUUGGGCUGACAGAAGAGAUACCAGGGGGCUGAGCCCAAGGCCACCUCCUUGGGACCGAAGCCCCAGCGUUGCUGGGAUCCCAUGCGCAUCUGGGCAUGCGUGUGACAGGUGCAGGAGGGUGGGGAUGGAAGGGAGGACUUUUAUACAUUUUGUACCUUUGUAACCAGAGAGAUAUGCUUAUGUUAUUUUUCAGCUUUUCUGUUUCCUGGGGGUGGGGGUCUGAGGCUGGGCUGGGAGGGGAGAGGGGGGAUGGGAGAGAGAUGCAGUUUAGCCUCAUUUGGGUCCCCACAUUGAUCUGAAUGUUGUCGGGGGGCCCAAAGUACAAAUGUGAUCUUUGCAUCUUCUCGAAUGCCCCACUGGCCAAACUUCUGGGGUUGGAAAUUGGUCUAGGAAAUCGGGGUCCUUUGAUUCCCCUUCUGGAGUCUCACUCAUGCCGCUCCUCUCUGGGGAUACGUAUGUUUAUUACAUGGAGUCCCUGCCACUUACUGCCUUAUGACCUAGGACUGAUGCUGUGGGCGCUGGUAGAGCAGCAGGUGUCAUGUUUACAGAACAAGGCUUCCCCUUCUCCCUUGGGAAGGGUCUCGAGCCUCUACUCAGACAUUCCUGCAGAGGGUGGGUGAAGGGGUCCGCUCCCCUUCCCCUGCCUGAGCAACAGUUAUCUGUGGUGCCAUUUGAAUCCCGACACUACCCUCUUAGGGGUGAGUGGGGGGGGGGGGACAAAGGGAGCAGAAACAAGGGAAUUCAAGACCCAGAAUGUAGGUGCCGCUGUCUCCCUAGUUUACAGGAUCCUCCCUGGCCCCAGGCACCAGGCUGCAGAAGUGACUCAGUUCCACCCUCUUUUACUCCCUUAUAAAGGGAAAAGUGACCCUUAGGACUUGGUUCACAAAACUUUCUUCUCUUCCUUUGUACAAUGUCCAGAACUCCAGGACUUUAAAACUUUGUUACUUUGUUUACAGGUCAAGAUUUUUUUUUUUUAAAAAAAAUUACUUUGUUUACAACUUAAAAGUUUGAAUUUGUUAACACUUUGUUUACAGUUGAGAAUGUUUUGUUUUGUCUUUUCUCCUUUGUUUACAAGUGAAAGGUAGGGAAAGUGGGAAUGGGGUUUGGAGGAUCCAUCUGUGAUAACCCUGAACCUGGCCACCUUAAGAGGGUUUUCUAACCUGCAGCUCUCUCAGGCCAGCGAGUCAGCGUGUGUCCUAGCACACCUGGAAGGCCUGGGAGUAGCUAUCUUCUGGCCGCUGGGAACAGUGGUUGUGCAGGGUUGGGAUUCUGUGCAGAUGCCUCCCCACACCCCCGCCCGUUGCAUACUCUUGGGAGGCAGUUUCCAAGAUGAAAAGUCCUACUUCCCUGACUGGUGCCAAAUCUCACCAGCCAGGACUCCAGCUCUCCUCACCCAGGAUAACCCCAGCCUGUGCAGGGGCUGAGUGGCCUGCUGUGGGUGGGAGAGUCCUUGCUAUGUCCUAGGUUCUAUAGAUGCCCCUCUCUGAGGGUCCCCCUUCUAGCCCAGCGGCCCUCUUUCCUGUCCGUGUAAAUUGUUCCGUGAAGCCGCGCUCUGUUUUGGGAAUAAACUUCUAUAGAAAACA
Messenger RNA from Jaculus jaculus (lesser Egyptian jerboa), 11560 nucleotides. RefSeq names its product cadherin EGF LAG seven-pass G-type receptor 3 (gene Celsr3). Gene Ontology annotation, cellular component: plasma membrane. NCBI's taxonomy places the organism in Eukaryota, Metazoa, Chordata, Mammalia, Rodentia, Dipodidae. Bases 1 to 9933 code for a protein of 3310 amino acids. The transcript is spliced from 36 exons. Gene Ontology annotation, biological process: homophilic cell-cell adhesion; G protein-coupled receptor signaling pathway; cell surface receptor signaling pathway. The record is from RefSeq and is a predicted model, not a curated record. Gene Ontology annotation, molecular function: G protein-coupled receptor activity; calcium ion binding.